AUGUUGCUGGUGUUGGUGCUGGUGUUGCUGCUGCUGCUGUUGCUGGAUGAGCUGACGACGAUCCACUACCUGUCGCGUAGCAAGAUCGUCAACACGGAGGUGCGUGAGCUGUCGCGCGUGGCUCGAGGCAAAGUGCGCCCUGGCGACACGGACGACUGGAAGAACGAGCAGCUGCUGGUGCCGCCGCUGCCGCCGUCCAACCUGCGCGGCUGUCAUCUGAUCAAGAUCCAGUACGACGUCUACUUCACCAUCCGGCCCGACAACCUAGAGAAGGAGAUCAAGCUGCAGCUGCCCGUCACCAUCGCCUCCUACCCGUACCGCAACGCCGACGGCACGCUCAAGCGGAAGCGCGGCGCCCACUACCCGACCACGCUGCCCAUGCAGCGGCCCUGGCUGGACAAGAGCAAGCCGGCCGCCUGAGCGCCCGGCGCCGGGCCCAGCCGAGACUUCCCGCACAGCGCCGCCGAUCGGUCACCCCGGCCGGCGGGACCG
Messenger RNA from Pollicipes pollicipes, 492 nucleotides. Its product is annotated as arrestin domain-containing protein 4-like. The transcript is spliced from 3 exons. Bases 1 to 420 code for a protein of 139 amino acids. The record is from RefSeq and is a predicted model, not a curated record. Lineage: Eukaryota; Metazoa; Arthropoda; Thecostraca; Pollicipedomorpha; Pollicipedidae.